Coprinopsis cinerea okayama7#130 is the source of this 2181-nucleotide messenger RNA. RefSeq lists its product as hypothetical. Gene Ontology annotation, cellular component: extracellular region. Gene Ontology annotation, molecular function: cellulose binding. Bases 1 to 2181 code for a protein of 726 amino acids. The transcript is spliced from 14 exons. Gene Ontology annotation, biological process: carbohydrate metabolic process. NCBI's taxonomy places the organism in Eukaryota, Fungi, Basidiomycota, Agaricomycetes, Agaricales, Psathyrellaceae. The record is from RefSeq and is a predicted model, not a curated record.
AUGCGUUCCUCAUCAUUGGCUUGGGCCCUAGGGCUUGUUGCGUUGGCCAACGCGCAAGGCUCUCCCACUCAGUGGUACGACUCGAUCACUGGUGUCACCUUCUCCAGAUUCUACCAGCAGGAUACCGAUGCCAGCUGGGGUUACAUCUUCCCUUCUGCAAGCGGCGGACAGGCCCCCGAUGAGUUCAUCGGUCUCUUCCAAGGCCCCGCCAGCGCAGGAUGGAUUGGGAACAGUCUUGGUGGUUCUAUGAGAAACAACCCCCUUCUCGUGGGCUGGGUGGAUGGCAGCACACCAAGGAUUUCUGCUCGAUGGGCGACUGACUACGCACCACCUAGCAUCUACUCUGGACCCCGUCUUACCAUCCUCGGGUCUUCUGGCACUAAUGGCAACAUCCAGCGUAUUGUCUACCGUUGCCAGAACUGCACAAGGUGGACUGGUGGAGCUGGUGGCAUUCCCACAACUGGUUCAGCCGUGUUUGGCUGGGCUUUCCACAGCACCACCAAGCCAUUGACUCCUUCCGACCCAUCCUCUGGCUUGUACAGACACUCUCACGCCGCUCAAUACGGAUUUGACAUUGGCAAUGCCCGCACCACCUUGUACGACUACUACCUUCAGCAACUCACGAACGCCCCUCCGCUCUCUGGAGGUGCCCCGACCCAGCCACCGACUCAGCAACCUCCCACCACGACCGCCCCCCCUCCCCCGCCUCCGAGCUCCACCUUCGUCUCUUGCCCUGGUGCUCCCCAGCCUAGGUACCAGAUGAACGUUGCCAACGGUUUCCGUGUCGCCCCUGUGCUUGGUGGCUUGACCAUGCCUCGUGGCAUCACCCUUGAUACUCGAGGAAACCUCCUUGUUGUUGAGCGAGGACGUGGUUUGACGGGACACACUCUGGAUGCCAAUGGUUGUGUAACCAGCAGCAAGGUCGUCAUCCAGGACACCCAAAUCAACCACGGCAUCGAUGUCCAUCCUUCCGGCAGAAGGAUCAUCGCCAGUUCUGGUGACAUUGCCUGGUCUUGGGACUACGACCCAGCCACCAUGACUGCUACCAACCGAAGGACGCUCGUCACUGGAAUGAACAAUUUCUACCACUUCACUCGAACUGUUCACAUCUCUCGCAAAUACCCCAACCUCUUCGCCCUGAACGUUGGAUCCGACGGAAACAUUGACGUGCCAACUCGUCAACAGAACUCUGGUCGUGCCCAGAUCCGAGUCUUCGACUAUGAUCAACUCCCUCAGAAUGGUGUCCCCUUCGUCAGCCAGUAUGGUCGUGUCCUCGGAUACGGUCUCCGCAACGACGUCGGCAUCACUGAAGACCGUGCCGGCAACAUCCACAGCAUUGAAAACUCGCUGGAUAACGCCUACCGAAUGGUCAAUGGACAACGUCGCGACAUUCACACCAACAACCCCGCUGAGAAGGUCUACAACCUGGGAGACCCUUCUAACCCCAGGGCCAUCUUCGGGGGCUACCCUGACUGCUACACUGUUUGGGAACCAAGCGAUUUCACCGAUUCGCCCAAGCAGCCUGGCGAUUGGUUCACUCAGGAUAACAGCGGUCAAUACACCGACGCUUGGUGCAACGCCAACGCUGUCAAGCCUACCUUGCUCCUUCCUCCCCACACUGCUCCUCUCGACAUGAAGUUCGGUCUCGGAAACGACACCAACUUGUACGUCGCCCUUCACGGAAGCUGGAACCGACAGCCGCCCCAGGGUUACAAGGUCGUCGUUGUUCCUGGACAAUACUCUGCUUCAGGAGAGUGGUCGCCAACAGCUCCCCUCGCUCAGAGCAGGACUGCUUGGUCUGACCUUUUGACCAACCGAAACGAGAACCAGUGCUCAGGCUUCGGAAAUGCAAACUGCUUCCGACCUGUUGGAUUGGUCUGGAGCGCUGACGGCCAGAACCUCUAUGUCUCCAGUGACACCUCCGGCGAAGUCUUCAUCAUCAAGCGCAUGUCCGGCCCUAUUGUUCAGCCUCCCAUCACCCAGCCCCCCAUCACCACCAGCCCACCUACUCCCACCACCCCGCCGGUCGUUCAGCCACCCACGACCGUCGCCCCUCCUCAAGCCAGCCAGACCCUCUGGGGACAAUGCGGUGGCCAAGGAUGGACCGGACCCACUCUUUGCCCAGCGAACUCCGUUUGCAGAGAGUCCAACCAAUGGUACUCUCAGUGUGUUCCUGCAUAA